This is a messenger RNA of Prorocentrum cordatum, 336 nucleotides long. Lineage: Eukaryota; Dinophyceae; Prorocentrales; Prorocentraceae. The record is from the annotation of a GenBank genome assembly.
UUGCUCACGCUCGGCGGCGCGGGCGUCUGGUGGAUCUACGACGUCGUGCGGGUAGGACCUCGAUCCUCCCCGAUUUUCGCUUCGGACGACUACAGGGUGUCCGCCGACGUGAGCCACUGGGCCUACGUCCUGACCGUCAUUACCCUGAUGGGUGUCAUUGGCUUCGGGCUGAGCAUCUGGUCCAUCAACCGCCACCGAGUUCUGAAGGCCCGCGAGAUCAUGCUCCUGCAGGCGGAGGUCGCGGACCCGGACAACCAGCCCAUGUACAAGAGUUCUGGCCCCGUGAGCUUCCGCGGCUACGGCACUACGAUGCAGUCUGGCGCUCCCCGGGUCUGA